Messenger RNA from Liolophura sinensis, 3954 nucleotides. Its product is annotated as importin-11-like. Bases 439 to 3348 code for a protein of 969 amino acids. NCBI's taxonomy places the organism in Eukaryota, Metazoa, Mollusca, Polyplacophora, Chitonida, Chitonidae. Gene Ontology annotation, molecular function: small GTPase binding. Gene Ontology annotation, cellular component: cytosol; nuclear envelope. Gene Ontology annotation, biological process: protein import into nucleus. The record is from RefSeq and is a predicted model, not a curated record. The transcript has 26 exons.
AUGGAGUUGCGUUCCGAAGGGUUUGAUAUUGUUAAAACCGCCGUCUUCACGCUGACAACCCGUACCGUAGAAUGGGUUGCGAAUUGUUUUGUCUGAAACAAAAAUUUUUCACCCAGUCGCAUUGCAAGUUGAUACUUCAUACACUUCAUAAGUGGGACUUAUCAGCUCACUUCAACUUGUAAACAACCGCAUUGCCCCGGUUUUGCCGACAUCAUUGAAUGAUCGGUUUCCGAGAGGGUGAUUACGACUUCGUAGAGCUUUGCAGAUGACACUUGACAAUGCACGUUGGCAGUGUCGAGGGCAAUUUUAUGAUAUCGACCCUUGCAUUUUAUGAAAAAUGUGAUGUGAAAAAACCUUGUGUCUUGUGAUAAUAUCAAGACACUGACAGAUAAACAAUUGAUAUUUGCUACUAAGUCACAAGAUAAUCAGGUCAGAAAAAUGGAUUCAUCUGAAGCGAUUGUGCUGGAUACUUUGACAAGAGCCUGCAGCCAGGACUCCACAGUGCUAAAACCAGCAGAGCAGCAGCUAGAGGACUGGCAGACAAAACCAGGAUUCCAUAUGGCAUUGUCUACCAUUUUUCUAAACCAUAGCUUAGAUUCCAAUGUCAGAUGGCUGGCAGUGCUGUAUUUCAAGAAUGGUGUGGACAGAUACUGGAGGAAAUCGGCGCCUAAUGCUAUCCCUGAGGGUGAGAAGGAAGAAAUCAGGAAAAGAUUGAUUUACAGAUUUAAUGAGCCAGUUCCUCAGAUUGCCACACAGUUAGCUGUGCUCAUAGGUAAAGUGGCCCGUCUGGACUGUCCACGCAACUGGCCUCUCUUGAUUCCCACGCUUCUUCAAGGGGUGCGCUGUCCAGAGGAUUUACUGCAACAGAGGGCGCUGCUAGUUCUGCAUCAUGUGACCAAAACCCUGGCAUCUAAGAGGCUGUCUUCCGAUAGAAAGGUCUUUGAAGAGCUGACUCUGGAUAUCUUUGGUUUUAUUCUGGACCUAUGGAAUAAGCACCUCUCUGAGUUUCUCCAGUUGGCGUCUCAGCAUGAUGAACAGAUGCUAGCCGCAGUGGAUAGAGCUACUCUUAGUUUGAGAGUCCUCAGGAAACAGGCUGCAUUUGGAUUUCGGGAUCCCCAGAAGAACCCCUUGAUCAACACGUUCCUGACCAUGGUGUUUGAGAAAGUUAAACCCACUCUGGAGUGCAGAAGAAGUUUGUGGGGGAAUCACCAGAUGGUUGAGAAAGUAGAGAAACUGACAUUGUUGAUGACCAAAGUGCUCCUUGACAUGUUAGAGUCCCAUCCAGCUUCGUAUGUUCAGUACAUCAGGCCAACUCUCGAUUUUGUGGUUGCAUACACCUUCACCGAUGUUGGACAAGGAAUUUUAUUUGAACGAUUUAUUGUAAACUCGUUCAACUUGAUGAAAGGCAUUGUUCAUUGUGAAGAGUAUAGACCAGCUAAGAACAUUGAAGAUACUGCGGACCCGGUUACUCUUGAGGCUUACAAAAUCAAGAUGCAGUUCUUCACGCCUGGCGUCCUGACAGAAAUCUGUCGACAGCUCGUCUCAAACUACUUUCUGUUGAAGACAGAUGACCUGAUGACAUGGGAUGCGGAUCCUGAAGAUUAUGCUCUCGAUGAAGGUGGAGACAGUUUUAGAUUUUCCCUCAGGCCGUGUACAGAGGUGCUGUUCUUGUCGCUGUUCAAAGAGUUCCGUCAGACGUUAACCCCUGUGCUGCUGGAGAUAGUGAAUGGCUUACAGGGACCAUGUGACCCUGACGACAUGGCAGCCAUGCUGAGGAAGGAAGCAGUGUACAAUGCUGUUGGUCUUGCAUCAUUUGAUCUAUAUGAUGAGGUGGAUUUUAACAACUGGUUCUCAACACAUUUAGUCCAAGAACUCAAGAUCAAGCAUCCCAACUAUCGUAUUAUCCGCCGGCGUGUGAUCUGGGUAGCAGGACAGUGGGUGGGAGUUAAGAUGGCAGUCAGUCUACGCCCCGCUCUCUACGAGGCCAUCCUGCCCCUCUUGAACCAUGAUGAGGAUUUGGUGGUUCGCAUAGAAGCAGCUACUACUCUGAAGACUGCUGUGGAUGAUUUUGAGUUCAAGACAGAACAGUUUCUUCCUUACCUGGAUACAGCUUUUGGCCUUCUGUUCCAGCUAUUGAAAGAUGUCAAUGAAUGUGAUAGUAAGAUGCAUAUCUUACAUGUGAUAUCCUUUGUGAUAGAGCGAGUGGGGGUACAGAUUCGACCCCAUGCUUCCUCCCUGGUCCAGUACCUUCCCAUCCUCUGGCAAGAUGCAUCAGAACACAACAUGCUUAGGUGUGCCAUUCUCACCACACUUAUCCACCUUGUCCAGGGUUUAGGGACCACUUGUGCCAGUAUGUUCCACUUUUUGCUGCCUGUGAUCCAGAUGAGUACCGACUUGACCCAGGACCCUCACAUUUACCUGAUGGAGGAUGGGUUAGAGCUGUGGCAUGUCACCCUGCAUAAUUCCCCCGUCAUUACUGAAGGUCUCAUCUCCCUCUUCAGAAACAUGCCAGCUCUCCUGGAACUUGGAUCAGAGAAUUUACGAGUUUCCUUGAGAAUUAUAGAAGCCUAUUUACUGUUGGGGCCAAAAGAACUGAUGGAGAAAUACGCCUCCAGCUUGGUGACGUCAUUGUGUAGUUUGAUGACUGAUGUCAGAACUGAGGCCCUUGUUAUUAUCCUCAAGGUUGUAGAGUUGGUGCUGAGGACAUUCCCUAUAGAGGGCCCUCAAGUCUUCCGUCCUAUGCUGCCAGCUAUGAUCAAGGCCAUACUGGAGAGGGAGGAGCAUGGCACUGUGAUAGCCAUGUAUUUUUCUAUGCUGGCCAGAAUCCUUCUUCAAAACCAGGAAUUUAUGUGGUCAUUUCUCAACCAAGUGGCUUCAGAGUUUGGAAAAGAUAGCCAGGAACUGUUUGGUUGCUUGUUAGAUGUCUGGUUUGAGAAGAUAGACUACAUUGCACAACCAGAGAGAAGGAAGUUGUCUGCCCUUGCUCUGGCUUCCUUGUUAACACUGAACUUCAGCACUGUACUGGAGCGGUUCUCUGGCAUUAUCAAUGUGUGUGUGGAGGUGCUAAAUGACGUCCUGCGGUCAGACUCGGAUUCUGCUCAACACGUAGACUGUCUGGUGCUUCAAAAUUCUGAAGAAUUUCUGGGUGAAGAGGAGACAGACACAGAACAUGACAAGAGGAAAAGACUGCUCUCCCUCCAGGACCCUGUCCACACUGUGGAUCUUCGUCAAUACAUCAUUUCACAGCUGUCCAGCUGCUGUCAGAUGGUCGGUCAGACUGCCUUUAGCCAACUGAUGGACAACACAGAUGCAGAAGUGGUCACUCAGCUUCAGGAUUUCAUGAAGUGACUGUUAAAUUAGGAUGAGAAGUGAUGAAGUAGCUAUGGUGACUUGACCAUUCCUGUGCUAGCUGUGUGUUUCUCCAGCUAACUUGAAGGAUGGAAGUGAGGGUGAAAAAUUUAAAUCUGCUGUCUUUGUGUGGUAACUUUUCAUACUUGUACCUUGGAAGAACAUAGAAAAUUAGAUAUGUGAACAUUCAAACACAGUAACAUAGGUAACACAAUGUAGUAGAUAGUAGUGAUCUUGAGACACACCCCAUUUGCUCAUAGGUACACAGUACUCAAAAUGAAUUCUGUUCAUACAGUACCAGCAGCUUUGUCUUAUGAAGGCCUUUGUUCUCCCAGGUGCACAAUCUGACGUUGCUACGAUCAGAAAGCCUCUAUGAUCUGAUUUACAUCAAACAAUAUGUGCUUUGGCCCUAACAGCUACAAAAUCUUAAGUUCACCCACAUUUGGAACUAGAUAGAUUUAUCUCAGGAAAAUUACCUUGGCUUUAAAUAUUAGGUUUUAUUUUUAGAAAUGAAACUGGCAAUAUCAAAUUCCUGCUUGAUUUCCUGUACUAAUGGUGGGCAUUUUCAAUAUCAGAAAGCCAACCAUGUAUAUAUAUAUAUAUAUA